GGCCAGGUCACCCAACGGAUCAGGGAAGACAGAAAUGGGCCUGCGUUCUGGUCUGCUGUGGGGGCCGCACAGGCAGUGUGAGCAGGGUGAUGGGGCGACUCUGUUCCCUGGAAAGUCCCUGCAGUAACCCCACAGGACUCCCUGGGCAGGCAUGCCCCAGACACUGAGCGCCUCCGACAUGGUCACCCCCGGCAGCCUGGGCCCACCCCCCACAGAGCCCACGGAUGGUGAGCAGGCCGGACAGCCCCUGCUGGACGGAGCUCCCUCAUCAGCCUCCCUGGACACCCUCAUCCAGCACCUGGUGCCCACGACUGACUACUACCCCGAGAAAGCCUACAUCUUCACCUUCCUUCUGAGCUCCCGCCUCUUCAUCGAGCCCCGGGAGCUCCUGGCUCGGGUCUGCCACCUGUGCAUUGAGCAGCAGCAGCUGGACCAGCCGGUGCUGGACAAGGCCCGCGUGCGGAAGUUUGGCCCGAAAUUGCUCCAGUUGUUGGCCGAAUGGACGGAGACAUUCCCGCGGGACUUCCAGGAGGAGUCGACCAUCGGGCACCUGAAGGACGUGAUGGGCCGCAUUGCUCCCUGUGACGAGGCCUACCGAAAGAGGAUGCAUCAGCUCCUGCAGGCUCUGCACCAGAAGCUGGCGGCCCAGGGCCAGGGCCCGGAAGGACUGCCGGGGGCCGACAAGCCCAUCUCCUACAGGACCAAGCCUCCGGCCUCCAUCCACAGGGAGCUCCUCGGCGUCUGCAGUGACCCCUACACUCUGGCCCAGCAGCUGACCCACGUGGAGCUGGAACGCCUACGACACAUCGGGCCUGAGGAGUUUGUCCAAGCUUUUGUGAACAAGGAUCCUUUGGCCAGCACAAAGCCUUGUUUCAGCGACAAGACUAACAAUCUGGAGGCUUACGUGAAGUGGUUCAACAGAUUGUGCUACCUCGUGGCGACUGAGAUCUGCAUGCCGGCCAAGAAGAAGCAGAGAGCCCAGGUGGUGGAGUUCUUCAUCGACGUGGCCCGUGAGUGCUUCAACAUUGGCAACUUCAACUCCCUGAUGGCCAUCAUCUCUGGCAUGAACAUGAGCCCGGUCUCCAGGCUGAAGAAGACCUGGGCCAAAGUGAAGACGGCCAAGUUUUUCAUCCUCGAGCACCAGAUGGACCCAACAGGGAAUUUCUGCAACUACAGGACAGCCCUGCGAGGCGCGGCCCACCGCUCUCUGACCGCCCACAGCAGCCGGGAGAAGAUCGUCAUUCCCUUCUUCAGCCUGCUCAUCAAAGACAUCUACUUCCUGAAUGAGGGCUGUGCCAACCGCCUCCCCAAUGGACACGUCAACUUUGAGAAAUUUCUGGAGCUGGCAAAGCAGGUUGGAGAGUUCAUCACAUGGAAACAAGUGGAGUGUCCCUUUGAGCAAGACCCCAGCAUCACCCACUACCUGCACACCGCCCCCAUCUUCAGCGAGGAUGGUCUUUAUUUGGCUUCUUAUGAAAGUGAGAGCCCAGAGAACCAAACAGAAAAAGAGAGGUGGAAAUCUCUAAGAUCUUCUAUUUUGGGGAAGACGUGAGAAGCGCUGAGCAGGAGGAGGAGGAGGAGGCGGCGGAGGAGGAGGGAGGAAGUCAGCCGGAGCCUUCGGAGCCUUCGCAGCCCUGCGGCCCAGCAGAAAGCGGAGGUGUUGGCGCCUCCUUGCUUUGCAAACCGUGACCUGCGGCCUGACGCCCGCCCAGCGACCAGCGCGCAAGAGACCUUCCUCCACCGUCUGUGGAACUUCCGCCCCGACAGGCCCAAGGGCCUUCCGACAUGUGGGCAGCGCGUGCCUCAGGGGCCCUGCCUUCAGGAUGGUGGGGGUCACAUUACAGUGACCUCGGCAAGGACGGCAAGGACGCAGCCCCACCCCCAAAGGGCAGGGUGACUGCAGUGUCGCUCUCAUUGGGUGAUGAGUGCCACAGAAACUGCCCCCCAGCCUGUCACCAGGUGACCUGGGAGCCUCCACAUCUCUGGCAGACACCUCGAGGCUGGCCCCUGCCAUUCUGCUGAUGGACUCUACCCUGCCCCCACCACCCCUGCCCCAGUAUGGGCUGGUUUCUGCAGCCCAAUUCACUCCCUUUCUGGAUCCUGCUGGUAUCAGGGGAUAGCUUUCUGGUGACAGCUGUGACACAGGUCAUGGGACAAAUUUGAGUCACAAAAAUGACACCAUUGUAAACUCUAGAGCUGGUAUAAACAUGUUCAUACACCCUGCGUAUCCA
Molecule: messenger RNA, 2231 nt
Organism: Suricata suricatta (meerkat)
Lineage: Eukaryota; Metazoa; Chordata; Mammalia; Carnivora; Herpestidae
Gene: RASGEF1C
Product: RasGEF domain family member 1C
Exons: 14
Coding region: 152-1552 (466 amino acids)
Biological process (GO): Ras protein signal transduction; positive regulation of GTPase activity
Cellular component (GO): plasma membrane
Molecular function (GO): guanyl-nucleotide exchange factor activity
Source: RefSeq, a predicted model, not a curated record